Molecule: messenger RNA, 372 nt
Organism: Porites evermanni
Lineage: Eukaryota; Metazoa; Cnidaria; Anthozoa; Scleractinia; Poritidae
Source: the annotation of a GenBank genome assembly
UUUAAUGUUUCCGACGCAAAUAUUAUUGAGUCUCUUUUCGUUGAAAUUUUCAUUGCACGACAUAAAAAUAGGGUAAUUGGAGUUAUUUAUCGCCCUCCUUCUGAAAACACUCUGGAAUUCAUAGAGAAAAUUAUCUCAGGUGUUACCAAAGGCAAUAAGCAUUGUUAUAUAACUGGUGAUUUUAAUUUGGAUGUACUGAAGCAUGAAUCUCAUUCAGUCACUGCUCAAUUCAUUGAAUCGCUUUUUUGCUUUUGGUUUUCUGCCAGUGAUUACAAGACCCACAAGAAUUACAGCACAUUCCACGACGCUUAUAGACAACAUUUUUACGAACAAUACUACAGUAUCCUCAUAAAGUGGUUUGAUCAUAAGUGA